GGAUGGCUGGGCCGAUGUCAGAAGUUGUUACUUGUCAGCCCAUUUUUGUCUCGGGGGCCAUGAGCUGAUUAGUGGAUGUACGACUAUCUCCGGCGAAAUCAAAUUGGUGUUUUGAGAGUUUGAAAACUAGCAAUGCGCUUGAGAAGAUUACACAGCACCUGUUCGCGUUUACUACUGAAUGAACCGGCGAGCCAUCCCAAAGCAGAAUUACCACGCGCAAAAUUAACCGGCGGUAAACCACCGGUGAAGUCAGCAAAAGCCAGUAGCUCAGAUAUAGUGCAAUGGAACAGGUCUAUCACCCAAUACAUGCGACAAGGAGAAUGCGAUUCCGCAUUGACCUUAUUCAACUCUAUGCCUGCAAAGUCCUGUGUAUCCUGGAACGCAAUGCUUUCUGGGUAUUUGUUGAAUGGCAAAUUGGACCUUGCUCAGAAGCUGUUCGACGAAAUGCCUCAAAGAGAUUUAGUAUCCUGGAACAUCAUGCUUAGUGGGUAUAUCAAGAAUAAGAAUUUUGGUGCAGCUAGGAUUUUGUUUGAUCAAAUGCCUGUUAAAGAUGUAGUGUCGUGGAAUGCAUUGCUUUCCGGGUAUGCGCAGAAUGGGUACGUUGAUGAUGCUAGAAGGAUCUUUAUCAUGAUGCCUGUGAAGAAUGAGAUCUCUUGGAAUGGACUUCUCGCUACGUAUGUUCAGAAUGGAAGGAUUGAGGAGGCAAGGAAGUUGUUUGAGUCAAAGGAUAAUUGGCCGUUGGUUUCUUGGAAUUGCUUGUUGGGUGGGUAUUUGAGAAAGAAAAUGCUGGCUGAGGCAAAGGUGCUUUUCGAUAAAAUGCCUGUCAAGGAUCAAGUGUCAUGGAACACGAUAAUUUCUUGUUAUGCCCAGAAUGAUGAUUUGGAGGAAGCCAGGAGGUUAUUCGAUGAGUCCCCUAUUAAGGAUGUUUUUACCUGGACAUCAUUGCUUUCUGGUUAUGUACAGAAUAGGAUGGUAGAUGAGGCUAGGAGGAUCUUCGAUGAGAUGCCAGAGCAGAAUGAGGUUUCAUGGAAUGCAAUGAUUGCAGGAUAUGUGCAGUCUAAAAGGAUGGACUUGGCGAGGGAAUUCUUUGAGGCAAUGCCUUGUAAAAACAUCGGCUCUUGGAAUACAAUGAUAACAGGUUAUGCUCAAAUUGGGGAUAUAACUCAUGCCAGAAGUUUGUUCGAUUGUAUGCCUAACCGUGAUUGCAUCUCUUGGGCAGCAAUUAUUGCUGGGUAUGCUCAAAGUGGCAACAGUGAGGAGGCAUUACGCAUGUUUGUUCAAAUGAAGAGAGAUGGUGGGAGGAUAAAUAGGUCGGCGUUUACUUGUGUUUUGAGUACAUCUGCUGACAUUGCUGCAUUUGAGUUUGGAAAGCAAAUACAUGGUCGACUUGUCAAGGCUGGAUAUCACAGUGGGUGCUAUGUCGGAAAUGCACUCCUAUCAAUGUACUGUAAGUGUGGAAGUAUUGACGAGGCAUAUGAUGUGUUCGAGGAGAUAGCGGAGAAGGAUGCUGUCUCUUGGAACACAAUGAUCAUCGGUUAUGCAAGGCAUGGAUUUGGCAAACAAGCUCUUAGACAAUUCGAAUUAAUGAAAGAAGCGGGUAUCAGACCUGAUGAUGUCACCAUGGUUGGUGUAUUAUCUGCUUGUGGCCAUACCGGCUUGAUUGACAAAGGCAUGGAACACUUUUACUCGAUGGCUCGAGAUUAUGGAAUAGUUACAAAUCCCAGGCAUUAUACUUGCAUGAUUGACCUUCUGGGUCGAGCUGGGCGACUGGAUGAUGCUCAAAAUCUAAUGAAGGACAUGCCUAGUGAACCAGAUGCUGCAACCUGGGGUGCUCUCCUGGGGGCAAGUAGGAUUCACGGAAACACUGAAUUAGGAGAAAAGGCUGCUGAAAUGAUUUUCAGAUUAGAGCCUUGGAAUGCCGGGAUGUAUGUCCUUCUCUCAAAUUUAUAUGCAGCCUCUGGCAGAUGGCGUGACGUUAGCAAGAUGAGAUUAAAAAUGAGGGACACAGGAGUAAGGAAAAUGCCUGGUUACAGCUGGGUUGAGGUGCAAAAUCAGAUACAUCUUUUUUCAGUUGGGGAUACCAUGCAUCCAGACAGCACGAGAAUAUAUGCUUUCUUGGAAGAGUUAGAAUUAUUAAUGAAGCAGGAAGGUUAUGUCUCUGCCACGAAAUUGGUCCUGCAUGAUGUGGAUGAGGAGGAGAAGGCACACAUGCUCAAGUAUCACAGCGAAAAAUUAGCGGUUGCCUUUGCAAUUCUAAAUGUACCAUCUGGGAGACCAAUUCGUGUGAUGAAAAAUUUAAGGGUUUGUGGAGAUUGUCAUACAGCAAUCAAACUCAUAUCGAAGAUUGUGGGUAGAUUAAUUAUUGUUCGGGAUAGUAACCGUUUUCAUCACUUCAGUGAAGGUGUUUGUACUUGUGGAGACUAUUGGUAACGCUAGAGAGUAGAGUGUGAAAGUAUACUUAGCUAUUGUGCUGGUCAUCUCCAUAAGUGUUGAGGAUUUGCACACAUGGAAGCAAAGCACAGAAGAGGGAUAAGUGGAUAAUCCCUUUCUUGUUGUUUGGUGAAUUUGGCGCGUAUAAUCUGUGAUCUCCUCAUUAAUAUUGGUAAAAAGGAUAUAUGCUGAGAUGUAUCAUCCAUAAUUGUUGCACUUACGCACCCACCCUAUAACAAAAGGAAGAGAAAUAGUUUCCUCAAGUUUCUCAGAGAUCUGAUAAUCAGAAUAGAGUGCCGUGAAUUUGUAGGUGGGGUUUAGCAGUUGUGCCUCUUAAAAUAAAUAAAAUUAUCACUUCAGGAGUACUUUGGUCCUCUGUUAUCUGGCGAGAGAUUCUUGAUUGGCUCCUUCAACCUGUCUGGCCUAAACGCAUGACAGUGACUGUUUGUUGGGUAUCAUAAAUCUGCUCUACCCUAAGCUCACUGACUGAUUUCCUGCUUCUUUGAGUCCCAGUAGCUAAGCGGUAGUGAUACUAUUGUGGCCCUCAGCAUUUACACAUAGUUGAACUCUCCUCAAAAUCUGCUAUCUAUCUGCAGCCACGAGAAAAAUCAUCCUUCUCUUGAUAUGGUGAAGAUUACAUGUAUUGGAUGGCUAGACAAUCACCAAACUCACUUGUAGUUGGUACUGGUAUCCUUCUGAGUUUUGAGAGCUAAAGGAAGAAAGCCUCUUGGUUGAGAGUGCAUGAGAACUGCGAAGGAGAGAAUCAUUUUUGUACAAUAACUCUCUUGGUUGAGAGGGUUUAAAAUGCAAAGACGAUGACAACAACAAUAACAAAGUCAACAACAAUACCUAGUAAUAACCCAUCAAAAUGGGGUUUUGGGAUGAGUAGAGUGUAAAUAAACCUUAUCAUUAUUUCGUAAAGGUAGAGAGGUUGUUUAUGAAAACACUUGGCUCCAGUGUAGCAAAUCUAAUACAGAGAAGAGAACAAUAUAGAAACUUUUUUGGCAUUAUAUCAAAAUACUGUAACAUCCCAUUCAAACUA
Solanum lycopersicum (tomato) is the source of this 3472-nucleotide messenger RNA. RefSeq names its product pentatricopeptide repeat-containing protein At4g02750. Gene Ontology annotation, molecular function: protein binding; zinc ion binding. Lineage: Eukaryota; Viridiplantae; Streptophyta; Magnoliopsida; Solanales; Solanaceae. The record is from RefSeq and is a predicted model, not a curated record.